AUGUCUGAAGAAUUUGGAAAUCAUUUGGAGAAAACUUUUGAAAACAAUUAUGAUUCGGAGAAAGUCGAUUUUAGGGCUCCAACAAUGGAUUCUUCAAAAUCCACUAUAGAAGGUAAUGAUUCUCCUUCUCUCUUUAUUCCUGAUGAAGUUAUGGAUGAAUAUUUAGAUGAAUGGAAAUUUAGCCUAAUUGGUAGAUUGAAUUUAGUCAAACUCAAGAUGAGUACUGUUUCUGAAACUUUACUUCAACAAUGGCAAAUCAAAGGUAAGGUUCAGUUUAUUCCUCCGAGGAAAGGUUUCUUUAUAAUUAAACUAGAUAAUAUGGAGGAUAGGAAUUACAUCUGGAGAGGUCUUUGGAAAAUAGAAUUACAUAUUUUGGAUCUCAGAGCCUGGAAACCAAAUUUUAAUCCAGCAGCUCAAAAAACUACUUCUGCUUAUGUUUGGGUAAUCUUUCCUGGGUUGAGCAUUGAAUACUGGAAGGAACAUAUCUUAAUGAAAAUGGGUAAUACACUUGGAAGAUCAGUUAAAGUAGAUGAAAUUACUCUUAACAGAGUUGCGGGUUAUUAUGCUUGUGUACUUGUUGAAAUUGAUGUUUCUAAAUCACUUCCUAGUACUAUUUGGGUAAACUCUAAAUAUGGGAAAUUUGAACAAUCUAUUCAAAUUCCUAAUAAACCUAAAUUUUGUAGCCAUUGCAAGGCUCUAGGCCAUUUUCUUUUUGAGUGUAGAUCUAAAAGAAAGGAAAAUUUUCAAGCUCCUUCUGCUGAUGGGUUUGUAUCCAAACCAAAAAAACAAUGGAAGUCAAAACAGAAACAAACACAGAAAAAGGGUUUUGAUAUAUGUGGAUUUAAUUCACCUUCUGAACUUAAUAGUGACAAAAUUUUAGUCAACAAUGUUUCUGCAAGCUUACAACAAAAUAUCUCUUAUGGAAGAUUCCAUCUACUGCAAAACAGUACCGCUGAAUACAAUGUUGAUUUUCCUCCUCUGCCUGGUAUGGAAUCUCAAAAAAAAUUGGGUGAAUCUAGUGGAGUAUUUAAAGAGAUUCAAUGUUCUGACUGCUCUUCUCAAGCAACAAUUACUGCAUCUCAAAUUGAUCAGCCUAUAAUUAAUGAAGAUUCUAGUGACUCAAGUUCUGAAGAUGGUGAAAUCAAAGAGGCCAGUUCAUCAGACUUAAUUCAUAGCAGUACACUUGCUUCUCCUGUCAUUAUCUUAAGGAAUGAUAUUGUUAGCCGUAAAGUGAUUACAAAGAAGAUCAUUACAGAAAAUAAAAAACCUCAUGCAAAGCCUGUUAAAUCUGCUCCUGUUACUAGGAAAGCUAGUAAAGAAAGUCAAAAAAAAUUGCCUACUAAGGGGUUUCCUCCCCAAAACCUUUCUCAAUGA
Molecule: messenger RNA, 1374 nt
Organism: Papaver somniferum (opium poppy)
Lineage: Eukaryota; Viridiplantae; Streptophyta; Magnoliopsida; Ranunculales; Papaveraceae
Exons: 1
Coding region: 1-1374 (457 amino acids)
Source: RefSeq, a predicted model, not a curated record